This is a messenger RNA of Aspergillus udagawae, 984 nucleotides long. RefSeq lists its product as uncharacterized. The transcript has 3 exons. Lineage: Eukaryota; Fungi; Ascomycota; Eurotiomycetes; Eurotiales; Aspergillaceae. Gene Ontology annotation, biological process: ferulate metabolic process; cinnamic acid catabolic process. Gene Ontology annotation, cellular component: cytoplasm. Gene Ontology annotation, molecular function: carboxy-lyase activity. The record is from RefSeq and is a predicted model, not a curated record. The coding region runs from base 1 to 984 and encodes 327 amino acids.
AUGCGUCUUCCACUCUCGACCAUCUUUUUGCUUGUGGCUGCCGAAACCAUAGCGGCAGCGCCAUUCCAGCCCGCAGUUCCAAAGGAACAUGCAGCACUGUCUGAGGCUUCUGCUUCUCAGUCUCUUGUCAAGCGUUAUCAAAGCUUGGAAAACGGGCUGACAUUCGAUUCUGGUCUCUCAUUCGACCGCACUACGGUCCAGUCCGUUACACUUUCAGAAGCCAACGAUGGACAGGUGCCUCCGAUCGGCCUUGUAUAUUCUGCUGGUCUGGAUGCUGAGAGAGCCAUUAUGGCUACGGCUGGGACAAAUGAAGGUACAUUUGCAACAGGGUCCCUCUCGGUCGGCGGCGUGAACUUCUGGUGGACGAUCAACACCGGCCGGUAUUGGAAUGUUAAUGGUCUGCUUCAUCAUACUGGUACCGAUGUUCUCGCGACGAUGAUGGCGGACGCAAUCCAGACCAUGGCAGUGGAGGAUAAUUCAGAAAUAUCUUGGACACUCCACAACACCGAUCCGGACGGCGAAAAUAGUUAUAUGGGCAAAAUUGCUGAGAAUGGAGUCACCGCAAAUGGGGAAGAACCUAUCCGUCUGGUUCAUGUCAAAACUGGUCCCUGCAAGGAGCACAAGCUCUGUGGGGUCGGCAUCGAUUUGACGAAGCUUCUCGCACCACUCCUCAACAAAGCCAACGGCGGUGAUUACUUCAAAACCAUGGGCGUUAAUAUCGUGCAGCAUCCGACCAAGCCAUGGGUCAACUGGUCGAUUGCGCGUACCAUGGAGCUUAACAAAACCCACAUGGUGGGGCCUGAUCAUGAAAGCCACAGCACAUCGCCCGCAUCUACGAGCAAUGGAAGGAAUCCGGCAAGAUACACCUUACGCAAUUGCCCUCGACGCUCCUCCCAUCGCCGUGAUGGCUCCAGCAUGCCUCUUCCACAAGGAGUCACGGAAUCUGAAUAUGUUGGCGCUAUAUGCGGUGAAGCAGAAUUAUGA